AUGAAGGAAUUAGCAGAUAUAACUGCUCCAGGAACUGUCCAUUUGGAUAUUCAUAUAGCUGGUAUUUCAACAAUUAUUCCAGCAUUUGUAACAACAAACUUAUGUACAGAUCUUAUGUUAGGAAUGGGUUAUCUUUUAAAAUAUGAUAUUGAAAUUAAAGCAAAAAAAAUUCUUAUAUUUCAUGCUAAUGAUCAUACAAUUAUGAUACCUAUGGAUACAACAAUAUCAUCUGCUGACAUUCCUGUAACAUUAUCAAAUUCUCUGAAAACAACACCAGAUAAACAAUUAAAUACAAUCACUACACCAUCUUCAUUUAUUACCACUCAACAAGUUAUUUCAAAUUUACUACAUCAUAAAAAUGAUCAAUUUCAACGUGACCGAAUUCAAUCGCUAUUGUUUAAAUUUCAAUUUGUUUUUGAUACAAGUAAAUAUACAGUUGCACAAACAAAAAUGUGUCAUGCUAUUGAAACAUAUCCUCAUACUCCACCUGUAUCCAAAUCUUAUCCCGGUAAUCCAACUUCAAAUUCAGAAAUGUGA
Rotaria sp. Silwood2 is the source of this 537-nucleotide messenger RNA. NCBI's taxonomy places the organism in Eukaryota, Metazoa, Rotifera, Eurotatoria, Philodinida, Philodinidae. The record is from the annotation of a GenBank genome assembly.